AUGAUACACUUUGAACAAGUAUUUGUCUUUGCGAACGUCGCAAACUUCCGCAUACCCAGACCCCCUUACACGAUGGCGCAGACGGACCGUGAGGCGCUGGUUGCCCUAUACACCGCGAUCGGUGGGGCGAAGUGGAGGAAUAAUCGAAACUGGAACACUAGUGCCGCCCUCUCGCAAUGGCACGGAGUCGAAGUCAACUCCCAGGGCCGCGUGGUGAAUCUAUUUCUGUGGGACAACAACCUCCAAGGACGAAUCCCGACGGAGCUAGGGAACCUACACAUGCUGGAUACGCUUUGGCUUGCCAACAACAAGCUUUCUGGCACCAUCCCGGCGGAGCUGAGAAACCUAACCGCGCUCCAAACCCUAUCCCUCAACGUGAACGAGCUGAGCGGCCCCAUCCCGUCGGAGCUCGGGAACCUCGCAGCACUGCGACACCUCGACCUUGGUGCCAACUUGCUAAGCGGUGCGAUCCCGGCGCAUCUCGGCGCUCUCAAAAAGCUCACGUGGCUCAACCUGUCCGUCAACCAGCUCAGCGGGGCCAUCCCGCCGCAGCUGGGAAAGCUCGCAGCGCUGCGACGGCUCAACCUUCGGGGUAAUCAGCUAUCCGGGUCGAGCUCCUACAGUGCCGAAAGGUGCCCCAGCUCGGAUGGUAUGGGGUCUACAAGCGGACGGACGGAACGAGUAACUGAGCAGGACAAAAAAUAA
Molecule: messenger RNA, 705 nt
Organism: Ectocarpus siliculosus
Lineage: Eukaryota; Phaeophyceae; Ectocarpales; Ectocarpaceae
Source: the annotation of a GenBank genome assembly